Galeopterus variegatus (Sunda flying lemur) is the source of this 1373-nucleotide messenger RNA. It is a transcript of the gene ANKH, whose product is annotated as ANKH inorganic pyrophosphate transport regulator. Gene Ontology annotation, molecular function: phosphate transmembrane transporter activity. The record is from RefSeq and is a predicted model, not a curated record. Gene Ontology annotation, cellular component: membrane. The transcript has 10 exons. The annotation marks the transcript as partial. Gene Ontology annotation, biological process: phosphate ion transmembrane transport. Lineage: Eukaryota; Metazoa; Chordata; Mammalia; Dermoptera; Cynocephalidae.
GCCUUGAACCGGGGCAUCGCUGCUGUCAAGGAAGAUGCGGUGGAAAUGCUGGCCAGCUACGGGCUGGCAUAUUCCCUCAUGAAGUUCUUCACGGGACCCAUGAGUGACUUCAAGAACGUGGGCCUGGUGUUUGUGAACAGCAAGCGAGACAGGACCAAAGCUGUCCUGUGCAUGGUGGUGGCGGGUGCCAUCGCUGCCGUCUUCCACACCCUGAUAGCUUACAGUGACCUAGGCUACUACAUUAUCAACAAGCUGCACCACGUGGACGAGUCGGUGGGGAGUAAAACAAGAAGGGCCUUCCUGUACCUCGCGGCCUUCCCCUUUAUGGAUGCCAUGGCAUGGACCCACGCUGGCAUUCUCUUAAAACACAAAUACAGUUUCCUGGUGGGCUGUGCCUCAAUCUCAGACGUCAUAGCUCAGGUUGUUUUUGUAGCCAUUUUGCUUCACAGUCACCUGGAGUGCCGGGAGCCCCUGCUCAUCCCCAUCCUGUCCCUGUACAUGGGCGCACUCGUGCGAUGCACCACUCUGUGCCUGGGCUACUACAAGAACAUUCACGACAUCAUCCCCGACAGAAGUGGACCGGAGCUGGGGGGAGAUGCAACAAUAAGAAAGAUGCUGAGCUUCUGGUGGCCUUUGGCUCUAAUUUUGGCCACACAGAGAAUCAGUAGGCCUAUUGUCAACCUCUUUGUUUCCCGGGACCUUGGUGGCAGUUCUGCAGCUACAGAGGCGGUGGCAAUUUUGACAGCCACAUACCCCGUGGGUCACAUGCCAUAUGGCUGGUUGACGGAAAUCCGCGCCGUCUAUCCUGCUUUUGACAAGAAUAACCCCAGCAAUAAACUGGCGAGCACAAGCAACACAGUCACCGCGGCCCACAUCAAGAAGUUCACGUUCGUCUGCAUGGCCUUGUCACUGACGCUCUGUUUUGUGAUGUUUUGGACUCCCAACGUUUCGGAGAAAAUUUUGAUAGACAUCAUUGGAGUGGACUUCGCCUUUGCAGAACUCUGCGUGGUUCCUUUGCGCAUCUUCUCCUUCUUCCCAGUUCCAGAUGACCUGUGUGUUCCCAUCCCCAGAGUACACGGAGCCACCCUGGGCGUGGGCUCCCUCCUCGCGGGGUUCGUGGGUGAAUCCACCAUGGUCGCCAUCGCAGCGUGCUAUGUCUAUCGGAAACAGAAAAAGAAGAUGGAGAAUGAGUCGGCUGCCGAGGGGGAAGACUCCGCCAUGACCGACAUGCCUCCAGCAGAGGAGGUGACGGACAUCGUGGAAAUGAGGGAAGAGAAUGAAUAAGGCACAGGACGCCCUGGGGCACUGCAGGGACAGUCGGGACGACACUUCAGCAUCAUCUCUUCCCUCUCCCAUCACGUUUUGUUCUUUUU